This is a messenger RNA of Cooperia oncophora, 768 nucleotides long. The record is from the annotation of a GenBank genome assembly. Lineage: Eukaryota; Metazoa; Nematoda; Chromadorea; Rhabditida; Trichostrongylidae.
AUGUUUUUCCAGAAACUCUCCGGUCAGAUUAUCUUCCGCAAUGUGCAUUUCAACUACCCAACCAGAAAACAGAUCAAAGUACUCCGAGGACUGAACCUAGAGGUAGAACCUGGUACCACGGUAGCACUGGUUGGACGAUCUGGAUGUGGAAAGAGUACCGUAAUGGCGUUGUUGGAGCGAUUCUACAACCUAAACAAGGGCAAUAUUAUGGUCGACGACGAAAACAUCAAGAAUAUGAAUAUUCGCAAUCUUCGUGAACAGGUGUGUAUCGUCAGUCAGGAACCGACCCUAUUCGACUGUACCAUCAUGGAGAACAUCUGCUAUGGACUGGAGGACUCAAAACCUUCCUACGAGAAGGUGGUAAACGCAGCAAAAAUGGCAAACAUUCAUAAUUUCGUACUGGGACUACCAGAGGGUUACGACACCCGAGUCGGCGAGAAGGGUACUCAAUUGUCUGGCGGGCAGAAGCAACGAAUCGCGAUCGCUCGAGCGUUAAUUCGGGAUCCGCCUAUACUUCUGCUGGACGAGGCGACAAGUGCACUUGACACGGAGAGUGAAAAGAUUGUCCAAGACGCCCUAGAGGUAGCCAGUCAAGGCCGUACGUGCAUAGUAAUUGCUCACCGCUUGUCAACGAUCCAAAACAGUGACGUCAUAGUGAUGGUGCAGGAGGGAAAAGCCACAGACAAGGGCACUCAUGAACAUUUGCUGUUGAAGAACGAGCUGUACCAACGAUUAUGUGAAACUCAACGACUUGUCGAAUCUCAAUAA